Molecule: messenger RNA, 4833 nt
Organism: Cherax quadricarinatus
Lineage: Eukaryota; Metazoa; Arthropoda; Malacostraca; Decapoda; Parastacidae
Source: RefSeq, a predicted model, not a curated record
AUGAAGACUGGAACUCACGUGGCUUGCUUGAGUACUGUGCAAUGUUUUGAGUGUGGGGCCCCCAACCCCCAGUGGGCAUCGGUGUCUUAUGGAAUUUGGAUAUGUCUUGAGUGCUCAGGAAAGCACCGUGGUCUUGGCGUACACUUAUCAUUUGUUCGUUCAGUCACCAUGGACAAGUGGAAGGACAAUGAACUGGAAAAGAUGAAGGUUGGUGGGAAUAAAAGAGCCAGAGAGUUCUUAGAGAGUCAAGAUUAUGACCAUCAUGCAUCCUUGCAGCAGAAGUACAAUACCAGAGCUGCAGCCCUCUACAGGGAUAAGGUUGCAGCACUCUCGCAAGGCAAACCUUGGAGCAUAGAAACUUCAUCUGCACAGAAUUACCACUCUACAUCAAUUCCCAAGUCUUCUUCAACCACAUCCUUCAAGACAUCUGGGCAGAACAUGUACUCUUCCACUGGCAAUGGUUAUAAUGGCUACAAUAGUGGUGGUUAUAAUGACUGUCAAGGAGGAUAUCAGGGUGGUUACCAAGACCCCAGCAUUAAAAGCCAAACGGAAGCAUUUUUUGCAAAAGUACAAGAUGAAAAUUCUUCUCGGCCAGAUCACCUUCCACCUUCUCAAGGAGGACGAUACUCCGGGUUUGGCAAUUGCCCCAAUCCACCUCCAAAGAGUGCGUCAACGGAAAUACUUGACACUGCCCUUAGUUCUUUAUCUACAGGUUGGUCACUGCUAUCUCUGGGUGCCACUAAAAUUGCAGGAAAAGCUGUGGAAUACAGCAGCAUAGCCACAGAGAAAGCCACAGAAUACAGCCACUCCAUCACAGAGAAGGUCCGUGAAGGCAAGCUGUUGGAGGAAAUUUCAUCUCAUGCCAGUAACAUUGGUGGUAAGGUGAGCGAGGUAUCUCGUCGUGGCUGGAGCGAAGCCACCAGGGCAUGGGGGAGUGGUGGCUCUGGAGGAGGAACUCUGGCCCUCACUAGCAGUUCUGGGGGCCCACAUGAACGCUCCUCCUUGCUGCUUGGCCCAGGUGAUGGAUACCAGCGGCUUGACAACAACAGAUGCAAUGAUAGUUGGGGAGAUGACAAUUGGACCAAUGACUGGGGUAGCAGCAACAACAGCAAGCCAUCCUCUCCAACACAAACUCAAAUGGAUUCUCCGGAGCCUUCCCCAAACGCUCGGGUCUCCAAGAAAAAUGCCAACAAUAGCUGUAAGAAGAAUAAAGGGUCUGUCAAAAAGGAUGGAAAAGCUGAGCAGGAGUUGCUGGUCGAUCUUGGGAACAAUGGCACCAAAGGCCACACUUGGGACAAUUGGGAUGAUGACUGGGAGAAGGUAGAAGGACAGUGAUUUAUUUAUUCAUCAUUGUAACUGAUCCAAAACACAUGAAUGUUUACCAUUUGAAAUUGGGCUGGCAAAAGAUAUUGUGACUUGAUAGUUUACUAGUUUACAAUUUCUCAACCAUAACAUGAAAGGCUUCCGAAAUCUUUCAAAAGCAAAGUUUAGCCAUUUUGUCACUUUCUGUAUUUAGACAUGUACUUCAUAAGUAAAGAAUAGGACAAUGUUAAAACUGAACAUGGAUAAAUAUUGUAAUAGGUUUUGAAUUAAUGACAAAAAAAAAUGAGUCCACAGAGACUUUUAGUAUGUAAUUAACCCUUUCAUUGUCGUGACUCCUGAAAUUAAAAGUGCUGUUAGUUUUAUGAUUUUCCUCCCCCCAAAAAUAUAAUCUUUUGAAAUGGUAGAGAAUCAUUUUCUAAGGUAAUGACACCAAAAAUGCAAAAUUUGAUGGAAAGCUAAUAAAAUUAUGCAGGUAUGAAGUUGUUGUCCUGGGCACAAUACAUGUAUAUGCAACAGCAAUUUUUCCCAUUUUUAGGUCUAUUCUAGACCAAUUCCAUUGCUCAAACUGACCCAGUUCCUGGCAAUCUUGCUAAUAUGCCUUUUGUUCUAGUGAUUGAGCACAAUAAACUGCCCAUUCAAUUCAGAACUACCCUAUGAACCACCAGAGGUCGGUAAUUUGGCCAAUUUUACACAAAAUUCAACAAAUCCCAAUUUAAAAACAGAACAAAAUAAACACUGUAGGCAUUCCAGCCAUUAAAGCCACCUUUCCUCUGUUCCCUAAUCACAUCCCUAUUCCUCUCCUAUAUAACCCCCUACAUUUUGAAUAAAUUGUCACACAAACGCAAACAUAUGGCAUUCCCGACUUACAAAGAGCCAAAAAAUCAAGUAUUUGCUCUGAGGCCUUUUCAGGUCACCCCUGGUCCGAGACCAACUAAAAUCAUCUCCAUUUGAACAGCGUGUCUUCUCAUCUAUCAACUAAUGCCAAGAAAUGGGGGAAAAAAAAAAAAAAACUCGAAUUCAGUAUUUUAACACAACACACUGUCAGAGGUCUGCUGUUCCCAUCAUAUUACCUUUUUUUUUUUUUUUUUUUUUUUUUUAAACUGUGCACACCCACCUGACAGACCCCAUUUUCUCAUGUGAUCAGUAAAUUUUGACUUAAACAACACAUUUGAGGGCUCUGUGAUCUAGACAGAUCUAUAAGAGACAGUGAAAGGGUUAUUUAAAAAAAAAAAAUUACACACACACACGCAUGCACGAGCUCAGAGAUAGGUGUGUGUGUGUAUAUAUUAGUGCUUUUUAGGUAGAGUUGCUCAAGCAAACCAGUCUUCUCAAAAAAUUUGUCUUAGACAAUAUAUAUUUUUGUGAAUUAAGAUUUUUCUUUAACCUAAACUUGCUAAAAUUGACUAUGUAAUUUAGCUUAAUUCUACCAAAAACAUUCUAGACCAGUCUAAAUUUAGUAGUAUUUAAUAUUGAUAAUACUUUUUUUUUUUUUCUCUUCUUUUUCAACAGUUGCACUUUGCUUGUUUAGCAAAAUGUUCAUUGCUUUAUAAGACAAGAUUACAAGUUCUGCCUAAAAAGCACAAGAUGUAUAUGUAAAAUAUCAUGAAAGAGUAGUAGAAUAGUGUAUAAUUAAAUGUGCACUAUUUGGCCAACUUCUUACUUGUUUAUAACAAAGCACACUUGACCCAGGAGAUAAACUAUCUGAUAAACACCAAAAAGAAUAAAAAGGCACAAUACUGUGACUGGAACAAUUCACAAAUAACCAAAGAUAGGAGAUUGAAACUUAUGACAUUUUCAUCUGACUUGGACCAUUAACUAGUCAUUAGUUUGACUGCUUAAUGGUCCAAGUUUAACUGAAAUGUCAACACAAGUUUCAUUCUCCUAUGAUAAAUACCAGGCUGAUGCCAUAUCUACUGCACCACCACCACAUUACAAAAAUAAUGGGCACUAUAUUUUGAAUGAUUCAACCCAUUGCUCAAAUGACUUAGAUUCACGUCAUGCAGCUUUUUCAUUGCAUCUCGGAUUUUAUGGCAAUGCAGGUGUGUAUUCAGGCAGUGGGUUUACUUGAAAUAUUAUGUACAUUUUUUUGUAUGUAGUGGUCCAGUGCAUAUGGCCUGGUGUUUACCAAAAGAAAGUUUGCCUCCCAGGUGAUGUGCGGGUUCUUGUGAGUAAGAAGCUUGGGGACCAAUAGCAUUUACGAAAAUGAUAAAAUACAUAAACCAAGAAUGUUAUAAAAGGCUUAGGAAAAUUUGCAGACAUGCUUACAAAACACAAGCUUGUAUAGUAUUCCAUAUACCUAUGAGGCAUAGUAAUAUGCUGUCAGAUGACAUUAAAAUUCUAAAUUCCAAGUAGUGUUCACGAGGCAGUAAUCGAGUGAUGUAUGGUAAUAUUGUUUGUGAUAGAGUAUGUCUGUCACACGAAAUAAAUACAUUUACAGAUAUUUGCCAAAGUUAUGUUUGCAAAAGAUAAAAAUUUGAAUAUGGUGCAAUUGUUUAUUUUAGAAAGUAUAAAAAUUAUAUAUUUUUUAUGCAUAAUUAGUGUAAAGGAAAUGUAGAGAAUAAAUUAGUUCUUAAUUUAUAUUUCCCAGGAAUAUUUGACUACCGGAUAUAUGUAUAUAAGCACCAGAACCAUAACAGUGUAUAUAGUUUUAAGGUUUUAAAAUUAGCAUAAGAUUAAAAAUGUAAUUUUAACUUAUUCAAUAUAAUCUCAGUCCCAUACAGUAAUAUAUAAGACUUUAAACUUGCUAAUUAUAUCUAUAUUUUUUUAGAACAUUGUUUAUAUGUUUGUCUUGGAGUUUUUUUUUUUUUUUUUUUUUUUUUUUUUUUUUUUUUUUUGUGAAUAUGGUUUUGUCAUUUUUAUCAAUGUUUUUGGUACUUUUCCUCUUCGAAAUGAAAAGGAAUAGUAAUUUGUCGGAACAAACUUUUAGAGUGAUAGGCUAUAACCAAAAGCCAACAAACCAGGCCUUAUUUCAUUAUCAGGGGAAAGUGGUCAGUGAUGCCUUCACUGAUAGUGUGUAGUUAAUCCAUCUUUAGCUCCCCAGGACCUGAGCCUGUCGAGAUACCACUACCAUUUGUUCCAUAAUUCAGGAUAAUGUAAUGAUGACUCUUUACUAACUUGGAAAUGAAUGGCACUAAUUUUUUUAUUUCUAGUCCUGAGGAAUAUAAUUGAGAAAAUUUAUUUUGCAAGUUCUCAUUUUAAAUAUCUGAUGGAAGCCUAAAUAUUACUAAAUUUUAUAGAGGGCAUAAUGCCUACAAUUAAAUUUUUCUAAAUAUCAAGUUGCGUGCCAUGAUAUGUACCACUUUCUAAAUAUUUAAUCCCAGUGUCUGUCUAUCCCACUACAUAUUACAUUAUAUACACAUGUAUAUGAACUUAGGAUUUUAGUACUGUGUCUAUUUCCUAAAUGUUUUCAUCCUCAUUAAAGCUGCUUUUUACAUAUAAAUGGUGACUACUGAUAUUUGAUUGCAUUUUGUGAUGUAAAUCCCUAUGAAUUAAAAAUAUUCAUGUUUUUCA